Messenger RNA from Eremothecium sinecaudum, 156 nucleotides. It is a transcript of the gene RPL39, whose product is annotated as 60S ribosomal protein eL39. Gene Ontology annotation, cellular component: cytosolic large ribosomal subunit; ribosome. Lineage: Eukaryota; Fungi; Ascomycota; Saccharomycetes; Saccharomycetales; Saccharomycetaceae. The record is from RefSeq and is a predicted model, not a curated record. The transcript has 2 exons. Gene Ontology annotation, molecular function: structural constituent of ribosome. Gene Ontology annotation, biological process: translation. The coding region runs from base 1 to 156 and encodes 51 amino acids.
AUGGCUGCUAAGAAGUCCUUCAAGAUCAAGCAAAAGUUGGCUAAGGCUAAGAACCAAAACAGACCAUUGCCACAAUGGUUCAGAUUGAAGACCAACAACACCAUCCGUUACAACGCUAAGAGAAGAAACUGGAGAAGAACCAAGAUGGGUAUCUAA